Messenger RNA from Dipodomys ordii (Ord's kangaroo rat), 1203 nucleotides. RefSeq names its product LIM homeobox 3 (gene Lhx3). Gene Ontology annotation, biological process: neuron differentiation; regulation of transcription by RNA polymerase II. The record is from RefSeq and is a predicted model, not a curated record. NCBI's taxonomy places the organism in Eukaryota, Metazoa, Chordata, Mammalia, Rodentia, Heteromyidae. The transcript is spliced from 6 exons. Gene Ontology annotation, molecular function: RNA polymerase II transcription regulatory region sequence-specific DNA binding; DNA-binding transcription factor activity, RNA polymerase II-specific. The coding region runs from base 1 to 1203 and encodes 400 amino acids. Gene Ontology annotation, cellular component: nucleus.
AUGCUGCUGGAAGCAGAGCGGGGUCGUGACCAGGAGCGGCCCGGAGCCCGCACGGCCGCCGCCCUCCGCACCUUGGGCGGGGCUGCAGAGAUCCCGCUGUGCGCCGGCUGUGACCAGCACAUUCUAGACAGGUUCAUCCUUAAGGCUCUGGACCGGCACUGGCACAGCAAGUGCCUCACGUGCAGCGACUGCCACGCGCCGCUGGCCGAGCGCUGCUUCAGCCGCGGGGAGAGCGUCUACUGCAGGGAGGACUUCUUCAAGCGCUUCGGGACCAAGUGCGCCGCGUGCCAGCUGGGCAUCCCGCCCACGCAGGUGGUGCGCCGCGCCCAGGACUUCGUGUACCACCUGCACUGCUUUGCCUGCGUGGUGUGCAAGCGGCAGCUGGCCACGGGAGACGAGUUCUACCUCAUGGAGGACAGCCGGCUGGUGUGCAAGGCGGACUACGAGACGGCCAAGCAGCGAGAGGCUGAGGCCACGGCCAAGCGGCCCCGCACCACCAUCACCGCCAAGCAGCUGGAGACGCUGAAGAGCGCCUACAACACCUCCCCCAAGCCAGCCCGCCACGUGCGGGAGCAGCUGUCCUCCGAGACCGGGCUGGACAUGCGCGUGGUGCAGGUCUGGUUCCAGAACCGCCGGGCCAAGGAGAAGAGGCUGAAGAAGGACGCGGGCCGGCAGCGCUGGGGACAGUACUUCCGGAACAUGAAGCGCUCCCGGGGCAGCUCCAAGUCCGACAAGGACAGCGUCCAGGACGGGCAGGACAGCGACGCCGAGGUCUCCUUCACCGACGAGCCGUCCAUGGCCGACAUGGGUCCGGCCGGCGGCCUGUACGGCGGCCUGGGGGAGCCCACCCCGGCCCUGGGCCGGCCCGCCGGAGCCCUGGCCAGCUUUGCGCUGGAGCACGGAGGCCUGGCGGGGCCGGAGCAGUACCGGGAGCUGCGCCCCGGCAGCCCCUACGGCCUGCCGCCCUCCCCGGCCGCCCCGCAGAGCCUCCCCGGCCCCCAGCCCCUCCUCUCCAGCCUGGUGUACCCCGACUCCAGCUUGGGCCUCGUGCCCUCAGGGCCCCCGGGCGGCCCCCCGCCCAUGAGGGUGCUGGCGGGAAACGGACCCAGCUCAGAUCUAUCCACGGGGAGCAGCGGCGGUUACCCAGACUUCCCCGCCAGCCCCGCCUCCUGGCUGGACGAGGUGGACCACGCGCCGUUCUGA